Messenger RNA from Endocarpon pusillum Z07020, 1977 nucleotides. RefSeq lists its product as uncharacterized. The transcript is spliced from 2 exons. Lineage: Eukaryota; Fungi; Ascomycota; Eurotiomycetes; Verrucariales; Verrucariaceae. The coding region runs from base 1 to 1977 and encodes 658 amino acids. The record is from RefSeq and is a predicted model, not a curated record. Gene Ontology annotation, molecular function: protein binding.
AUGGAUUCUUCUGAAACUCUCACUACGCCAACUUCUGCACGACUGCCUCUCGAGCUUCUGCAACAGAUAUACAAUCUCCUAUCACCACUAGAUUUCGACGCUGCUCGCCACACUUGCAGAUUGUGGCUCUUUGCAAGCCUCGACAAGACUCUCCUUACCUCGCAGCUAAUCCUUGGAGGAUGGCAAGCAGCAGCCGAGCAAGACAUCCAGGAAGCCUCUGAUCACUUUCGUAAAAGAAGGCGUCAAAAUACUGGGGAUGCCACAAGCAUUUCUACCUCCCCUUCUGUCAGUCAACCUGUGAGCGUGGAGUGGGUCUUGUCCAAGCGACUUGCGGCAGAAACAAGACUUUGCCCGAGCUGGAGUGGCAUCUGGCCUUCCAGUUGGAGCAGUGUUACAAAGGAACUAGAUCGCCAGGUGCCUGUCCAUGGCAUACAAAUUCCAAUCACCAAAGCUCCAUCCGUUCGGGGCGCCAAUCCCUCAUCUCCACCACUCAUCUGCACGGUUUCGGGAUGCGGUAAAUUCGUCUUGUUGGCGCAGGACCGCGUGGUCUUCAUCUAUAGUCUACGGAGCUUCAAGGCUGGAGUCAGACCGCUGACCAGUAUCUUCUGCCAUCGACGUAUAGUGAACAUGAGCAUGGACACCAGUUGUGGGAGAUAUGCGGUGGGAAUCCUCCUCGAAGGCAGAACUGGAGUGCUGUGCGAGGUGGACAUAGAGAAACCAGGUCCACCGAUCGUGAACCGCAUUCAUCCGUCCAUGAGCUUGAGUGACUUCAGAAACUUUGACAUCCGUACGACAUCUCGUUCUCACCCUCGGUCUUCUGAUCCAGAUCAAGUGGAUUUCGAUUUAUCCUCGCCGACCCGAUCUCGAGUACAUCCGCGAGCGGAGGCCUAUCGGCGAAGAGGUCAUGCACUUGGACGCCCAGGUGAAGUGGCAUUUGUCAGAGGUACCUCUUUGACGCUGACGGAUUCCAACUCCCAUGCUGGGAUAGGACAAGAGUUCAAUCCUCCAGCACCUAACGCUUCCUUCCACCAAUUCUUCCCAGAACGAAAUGGUGGUGAGCGUACGAACGCAUCUCUGUCUCAACACUAUCCUUUUAACAACUUUGAUCCGAUUACGGGCACAUCGGUCUCGAUUGAGCUUGGGGCGAGAAAGAUUUACAAGAAUCUUUGCAGCAUUCAUGAUCCUCCAAAGAGUGUUGCAAUCUGUCCUCAGCGGCAGUGUGUCGCCUUUGGAUGCAAGACUGGAGUCGAACUUCAUUGGAUUGAUGCUUUAAGAGGCAGCACCCUCAGCAGAUGGUUUCCUCUCGCUGCCCCGAGCGAUUAUCUUUACUUCGUUCCACCCCGAGAUGGUGAGCAGAGAACUUCGACUACGAAACUUCGGCUCAUCUCCAGCGCUGCUGGACCAGAAGAGUUCGUGGACGCGGAUCACUACCGUGCUGUGCCGCUCAGCGACGGGCACAUCCUUUUCACUGAACCGGAAAGCGGGUAUCUCUUCCUGGGAAGCGACAAGCCAGGAGGUCCUACGAAGCUGCAACGGAAAGUCGUCUGCCUUCCACCCGAGGGACAUCCAUCUGGUAGAGCGCCAGACUGUUACGCCGCUGGGCGUGAAAUGCGAUGGGGAGUCAGGAUCGUGGUAGCUUACGGACCAAGGAUCAUGUUAUAUAACCUGCCGCCAGAUGGGUUCCAGAGAGCAAGGCCCACAACUCCAGGGUUUCAGGUGGCGCAGAGUGAUCUUGCCAUGGAUGUUGCAGUGGAUGAUAGUCACCGCGAGGCAAAGCGGCUAGAAGGGGUCCUCAUACAUGAUGUUGGUGCUCAGGGCGAGGUUGUGCAGGAUAUUUCGGUGGAUACUCAUCUUGGACGACUCAACGUGUGGCUAUUCUUACGCAGCGGGGAGGACAAAGGAAAGGUGGAGAAGAUGAGGAUGCAUGUUGGAUGGUCCGCUUCCCUAGUCAAGCCUGUCUCUUUAUUCUUAGGCUAG